UCUGUAGGAAAGAAAGAGGGAGAAACCAGGAAGGCAGUGGCAGCGAUUCUGCAUUUACAACUAUGUGCAUGAAUGUGACUGUGUGUGAAUGUGUGUUGUUACCAAUGUGUGUGUGUGUGUGUGUGUGAGGGAGAAAGAGAGAGCGAAAGGGAGGCAGACGCUUGGCAGAAAAGAGAUGGAUUUGGCCGACUUGUCGGGGUCUUUCAUGUCACAUUUCUGCCCUGAGGACCUGACCUCUGUCUCUCUGUCUGGGCAAUAACCUACAAAAUUAAAUGGAAUAUCAGAAUACUCCACACUGCAAAACAGUCAGCGGAACAACAUCCCUCCUCCUGCCUCUGCAUCAGUAAAAGAAGAAGAACUGAAGGGGAGACUGACUGAAACGUUUUAUUUGUAUCAACAAAGAAAGUGAAGAGUAGAGGAGAGCUCGUGUACGUGGAAUUAUCUGACAACUAGGGGAGGAUGCAGAAGAUUUAUUCAUAUAAUUAUACUCUUCUUGUUUUUUUCUUCUUUGAGGGAAAGGCAAAGAGCAGAGAGGAGAUAAUAGGAGAGUAGAGGAAAGGGGAGGAGAGAGCAGAGAGUAGAGGAGUCCAGAGGAGAGAGAGGAGAGGACCAGAGAGCAGGAAAGAGAGGAGGAGGACAGAGAGAGAAAGAGGAUACACAAUAGGAGGAGAGGAGGGGAGAGGAGAGGAGAGGAGGAGAGAGGAGUAUACACACUCGAUGGGUUUUUAGCAAUGAUGAAAUGGGAGGAAUGAAGUAUGAACUUCACUGACCUCUGCAGGAGAAUACAAUAAGCUCAACUGGCUGUGAAAUCAUGAGCGCGUCCACGUCAGGAACCCCAAACAUGGAGGUGAAAGUGGUCUCCCAGGAGAUGGCAUUGCUUAGCAACAUAAUGGCAGCUUACACCUUCAUCGCAGACCAACCCGAGAGGACAGCCUUGGUGUUUCUGGGCGGUGUCUGUGUUGGCCUUCUUGUCACACUCUGCGCCAUCGUCUUCCAGAUACACUGUCGAGCAGACUGUCACUAUGGCAACAGUAAGCACCAUCGCCGCAGGAACAAGCAUCAUCACCGUCGCCAUCACGGCUGUCCCCUCCAUCAGCCCAUUGACAGUCAUCCAGACAACACUGCUGUUGUAGCCUCUGGAGGGACUGCGCCUGCUGGGGACAGCGAAUCAGAAGACUGGGAUGACACCUCUGACAUGUCUUCACGGAGACGAAGACGCUUUGAGAGAGCUCUGCUGCAUGCCACCAUGUUCACAUCAGCUGAGGAACUGGACCGGGCCCAGAGGCUUGAAGAGCGGGAGCGGAUUCUCCGAGAGAUCUGGAUGAAUGGACAACCGGACAUCAGUACAGUCACUGAAAGCCUCAACAGAUAUUACUGACACAUGAUCAAAUACGUGUCAGUAGUCACAAAGACAUGAAGAUAGACAGAGUCUCGCAUUGCCAGACCUAUCUCCACAGCGCCGUGUAGGAAAAAAAAAAUGGAUAAAAUUAACACAAACCAUCAGAUUGGGAGUGCUGUCUGCACUGCACCAAAGAGACUCUAACAGAUCAAACUAUUAGUGACAGCACUGCCGGCAGCAGUCCCCUCCACUCUGUUAACAACAAGGAAAACAGAUAAGUUGUGAUGGCUCAGUCCUCCAAUACAGGAUGACACUGAAGUGGUCAAAAGAAGAAAGUCCUUGUUAAGUAUGACACAAAGGAUCUACAGAGAACACACUGCGAUAUGUAACUGCUGUUGGUGUAAAAGAGAUUUUAUAACUUUUCAAUUUUUUAACGCUAACUUUUAACUUUUAAAAAACAGCGGGAGGGAUGUUAGCUCAAUGCAAAGAUAAAUUUACACAUACUGGUGCUUGUACUGCUGUAAAUCCCCAGAUAAAGAGAAUACUUAUAGGAAGGACACAUAAUGGCUGGUGGGUUGAUAAAAUAUGAAAGGUAUGUCCUGACAAGUCUGUUGGUUGCAUCUGAAGACUGGAGGCUUAUCAGCUACAGGUGUUGGUGCACAAGGACAUAGGACAGCAGCUCAUCAUGUUUGAGAAGAUCAUGCUGCCUUUCUUUCUUUGGCUCAUUUGGUAAUGAGCUGAAAACAUUUCUAAACUUUAAUUACAAUUUUUUAAGCUGUUUUCUGUACAUAUUGAGUAAAAUUAUGACUUAAAACUUAUAUUGUUCCAUCAACAGUUUUUAAGUGUCUUUGGGUACUUUAUGUUGUACAUGUAUCUGGUGGGAGUCCAGAACAGAUGAUAUGUCCAGAGAAUGAUCUUGUUGACAAUAUUAAAAAUUAAUAUUGAAUUUUUACCAAUUA
Molecule: messenger RNA, 2298 nt
Organism: Etheostoma spectabile (orangethroat darter)
Lineage: Eukaryota; Metazoa; Chordata; Actinopteri; Perciformes; Percidae
Gene: eva1ab
Product: eva-1 homolog A, regulator of programmed cell death b
Exons: 4
Coding region: 812-1378 (188 amino acids)
Source: RefSeq, a predicted model, not a curated record